UCUGGAUAUCCAACCCUAAAACCCUUGCCUUUCCUAUUAACUCGUAUAAAUCUAGUCGUCCCCGCCGCUCACUCUUCUCCUUUUAGGCUACCACACUUUCCUCUGCUAGGGUUUCUGCAUCUGCCUCCGUUCUUGCAAAAUGGCUAGAGGAUUGAAGAAACAUUUGAAGAGGCUCAAUGCCCCCAAGCAUUGGAUGCUCGACAAGCUUGGUGGUGCUUUCGCCCCCAAACCAUCAUCUGGACCACACAAGUCGAGGGAGUGCUUGCCCUUGAUCCUCAUCCUGAGGAACAGGUUGAAGUAUGCCCUCACAUACCGUGAAGUGCAAUCUAUUCUGAUGCAGCGACAUAUUAUGGUUGAUGGAAAAGUCAGGACUGAUAAGACCUACCCGUCUGGUUUCAUGGAUGUGGUUUCCAUCCCAAAGACCAAUGAGAACUUCCGUCUUCUUUACGAUACCAAGGGUCGGUUCCGCCUUCACUCAAUCAGGGAUGACGAGGCUAAGUUCAAGCUCUGCAAGGUGAGGUCAGUGCAGUUUGGACAGAAGGGAAUCCCCUACCUCAACACCUAUGAUGGACGAACCAUCCGCUACCCUGACCCUCUAAUUAAGGCUAAUGACACCAUCAAGCUGGAUUUGGAGGCCAACAAGAUUACCGAUUUCAUCAAGUUUGAUGUUGGUAAUGUUGUCAUGGUGACUGGAGGACGAAACAGGGGACGAGUUGGAGUUAUUAAGAACAGGGAAAAGCAUAAGGGUACAUUUGAGACCAUCCACGUUCAGGAUGCUCUUGGCCAUGAGUUCGCUACCCGUCUUGGAAAUGUGUUUACCAUUGGUAAGGGAACCAAGCCCUGGAUUUCUCUUCCCAAGGGCAAGGGUAUCAAGUUGACAAUCCUUGAAGAGGCUAAGAAGAGACUGGCAGCCCAAGCUGCUGCUACUGCUUGAUUUUCAUGGUAGCAAUUACAGAUUGUCUUUAAAUUUUAGUUCCAUUAGAUUAAUUCUGUUUAGCAGUGAUCUUUUUUCAGCUCAAGUAAGGAUUUUAUGUGUUACAUUUUUCAUUUAUGGUUUUGGAAAGGAAUUUUGUUGCUUGAAUUUUGUUGAAGUUUGUAUCAGAGCAUUUUUAUCGACUCA
This is a messenger RNA of Humulus lupulus (European hop), 1120 nucleotides long. RefSeq names its product small ribosomal subunit protein eS4x. The coding region runs from base 140 to 934 and encodes 264 amino acids. Lineage: Eukaryota; Viridiplantae; Streptophyta; Magnoliopsida; Rosales; Cannabaceae. The transcript is spliced from 5 exons. Gene Ontology annotation, molecular function: structural constituent of ribosome; RNA binding. Gene Ontology annotation, cellular component: cytosolic small ribosomal subunit; ribosome. Gene Ontology annotation, biological process: translation. The record is from RefSeq and is a predicted model, not a curated record.